Gopherus evgoodei (Goodes thornscrub tortoise) is the source of this 2539-nucleotide messenger RNA. It is a transcript of the gene VTA1, whose product is annotated as vesicle trafficking 1. Gene Ontology annotation, cellular component: multivesicular body. Bases 84 to 998 code for a protein of 304 amino acids. Gene Ontology annotation, biological process: late endosome to vacuole transport via multivesicular body sorting pathway. NCBI's taxonomy places the organism in Eukaryota, Metazoa, Chordata, Testudines, Testudinidae. The transcript has 8 exons. The record is from RefSeq and is a predicted model, not a curated record.
GAAGCGGAAGCGGGCCGCGGGGCGUGGGCGUGGUGCUAGUUGUUGUUGCUAGUGCUGCCGUCGCGGGUCGGGUCUGGGGCGUUAUGGCGGCCGCGGCCCUUCCUCCGCUGCCUGAGCAGUUCAAGAGCCUCCAGCAUCAUUUGCGAACCGGGCAGGAGCUGGACAAGCGGGAGCCGGUGGUGGCGUAUUACUGCCGUUUGUAUGCUAUGCAGACUGGGAUGAAGCUUGACAGUAAAACCCCAGAGUGCCGCAAAUUUUUAUCCAAACUAAUGGAUCAAUUGGAAACUAUGAAAAAGCAGCUGGGUGAUAAUGAAGCUAUUACUCAGGAAAUAGUUGGCUGUGCCCAUGUGGAGAAUUAUGCUUUGAAAAUGUUUCUAUAUGCAGACAAUGAAGAUAGAGCUGGGCGAUUUCACAAAAACAUGAUAAAGUCCUUUUAUACUGCAAGUCUCCUGUUAGAUGUUUUGUCGGUAUUUGGGGAGCUCACUGAAGAGAAUGUUCAACACAGAAAAUAUGCCAGAUGGAAGGCAGCAUAUAUUCAUAAUUGUCUAAAGAAUGGAGAGACUCCUCAACCUGGACCAAUUGGAAUGGAAGAGGAAGAUGAUGAUGCUGAAAAUGAAGAAGGUAGCUCAUCUGCUCUACCUACCCAAGUAUCUCAGCCAUCAUCUUCUACAUAUGACCCAAACAUGCCAACUAGUAAUUAUUCUGGCAUACAUAUCCCACCUGGUGCACAUGCUCCAGCCAACACUCCAGCUGAAGUACCUCAUAGCACAGGUGUAACAAGUAAUACCAUUCAACCCACUCCACAGAAUAUCCCAGCAGUAGAUCCUUCUCUUUACAAUGCUCAAUCUGCAGGGGAAGUCCGUUUGACACCAGAGGACUUUGCCAGAGCCCAGAAAUAUUGCAAAUAUGCUGGCAGUGCUUUGCAGUAUGAAGAUGUGAGCACUGCUGUGCAGAAUCUACAGAAGGCCCUCAAGUUACUGACUACAGGCAGAGAAUGACGCCUUUGUCCAACAGAUUCAUGUCUUUUGCCUAAAGAACUAACAAUCCAUUACUUUACCUUCUGCCUAUUAGGGGGACACAGUUAAAUGAAAGCUCUCAAUUCCAUUGACCAUGACAAUGAAAUCUGUGUCAUCAGAUCCCUGAUGUAGCACUAUUCAGGAAGCUCAGCCAGUUUUCAUUUUCCACACAGUGGAACUGGAAACAUAUGGAUGCAGUGAUGUGAUCAAGAUACUGGAGAAUGCACUCUGAACACUGCUUAAGAGUUAGAAUUAAUGUUACAACAUUUAGAAUGUUUAAGGAAAAAUAGAGAAUCUGUCUUUACCGUGUUGGAAAAACAAAGUAAUGUGCUCUACUGGUAUUGAAUCUGAAUUUAUCACUGUUAAUAAAAUUUAAAAAGAAAAAUGGCUUUGGGACUGGAAAUAAAAAUUAGGGAUUUUCUACUGAAAUUUAGAUAGCAGGAGUGUGGGGCCGAUGGAUCAUGAAAUGAUCUUAAUGUACAUCCAGAAAAGUCCUAUUGUUUUGGUAUUAUCUGAGACCAAGUUAAAGGUUGGAGGCUUGAAAAGAAGAAUACUGAGAUUUAAUUGAUGAUUUAUUGUACUGGAAUGUCCAUUUCUUGAAGCUUUGGGCAAAGACAUUUUAGAAGCUCCUCCCCUUCCUCCAUCCUCCCCCCCCAAAACACACGUGUGUGUGUGUGUGUGUGUGUGUGUGUGUGUGUGUGUGUGUGUGUGUGUGUGUGUGAACUGCUACAUAUUGGUUUUGGUAACUGAUUCUUACUCAUUUUGCAUGGGCAAUUUAAAUUUUAUAUAUUAAGGGUGGUUAAAAGAAGGUGGUAGUAGUGUUAACCAGAGAUGAGCCCAAAGCCCAGAUCCUAACAGUGUGGAUUUAAGCUUCACAGCUGCCCCAUUUCUUUCACCAGCCAAAUGACCCCUCAGCCAAAUACCUGGACUUUGACACCUUCAUAGUCUCUGUUUAGAUCCAAACUUUGCAGGUCAGGUUCAUCUCUAAUGUUAGUGCAACCAAGUAUCCUCCUCUGCUUACUUUCUUGUGGAGACACGGGGGAUUCUAGAAUUGAUUAAAAUAUUUUGGAAUUUGAACUCUGAACACUUUAUAAGCUCUGUCCUGGGGAGUUAUGGAGCUAUUGAUUGUUAAAACGGCAUCCAUGCUGUAUAAAAAUAAAUGAAUACAAGAUUCUUUAAUUAGUAUGACAGCCUUAAAUGAGUACACUAUAGAGUUUGUCUAUUUGUAUAAUACAUCUUUGAAUACCGGUGAAACCUGAUAGACGUUAUUCUUUGCAAAAUACUAAAUCAGAUGUGCACACCUGUUCAUGUCUACGCUAUUUUCCAGGGAUGGAAAUAUAUCUGAUAUUUAAAGUACAUAAAAGCAGCCUAAUGGUGUGUAAAAUCUGGUGCGCAAAGCACAUUCAGUUAAGACUGCAAGCUCUGUUCAACUGCAUGUUUGAAAAGGUAGUGUGAUCAUUUGUAAUGUAUUCUUAAACAUUUUAACCUAGUACAAAUUAAUACAUAAAACAAGUUCAUUCUUA